Strongylocentrotus purpuratus (purple sea urchin) is the source of this 801-nucleotide messenger RNA. RefSeq names its product BTB/POZ domain-containing protein KCTD6-like. NCBI's taxonomy places the organism in Eukaryota, Metazoa, Echinodermata, Echinoidea, Camarodonta, Strongylocentrotidae. Gene Ontology annotation, biological process: protein homooligomerization. Bases 124 to 801 code for a protein of 225 amino acids. The record is from RefSeq and is a predicted model, not a curated record. Gene Ontology annotation, molecular function: protein binding. The transcript has 5 exons.
UUCCCUAGCUUAUAGCAAUACAAUUUACUAACAAGACAUUAACAUAGCCUUGCUGAACGUGAAAUAGGGCUUUUCAUUAUUUUAUCUGCGGAAAAUAUUCUUUUUGAUCGAGUUGCGACCAUCAUGGCCGAUUUAAAACCCGGGGACUUCGUGACCCUCAGUGUCGGAGGGGUGCCAUACACGACGACCGCGCUGACAUUGACAUCAUUCUCAGACUCCAUGUUAGGAGGGAUGUUCAGCGGCCGAAUCGAAGCCCAGCGGGAUGAGGUCAAAGGUCACUUCCUUAUUGACAGGGAUGGUGAACUUUUCAGGUAUGUUCUGGGCUUCCUGCGGAAUCGAACUCUUGGUAUCCCUGAAGAUUUUAAGCAACUUCACAUGCUUCUCUUAGAAGCUGAAUUCUACCAGAUAGAACCAAUGUGUGAAGACAUUCGAGAACUGCUGCGAAAACCCGACCCCGAGGUUGAUCCUGGAGAUACCGAUUGUAGCAUCCUGAUCGACGGGGAAACAGUCAAAGAUGUGGAAAGCUUCAAAGAUCUUGGAUCUACAAAGAACAGCGAUGCCAGCUGUACCAGUGACAUAAAGAUAAGAAUAGCUAUAGCAAAGAAGAGAAUGGUUGACCUGCAUGUACUUUGGAAUGACAGGAACAUCUCAACCGGACGUCCUCCCCUGAGGUGGAAAGACCAAAUCCGCCAAGACUCUGGAUUAAGCAUGGAGGCUGCCCAACAUCAAGCCCAGGACAGAAAUGAAUGGAGGCAGACCACCCGUAGGAGCGCAAGGGGACACUCCGUCCUGAGCACUUAA